AUGUUUCGUGGAAUCAGCCAAGUAUUUGCAAGUGCUUUGUUUGGCAUACAUCAAUCAAGAAUAUCACGCAUACUUCAUGAAACAAUUGAUAAAAUGUCCGAAGUAUUUGUACCAAAAUAUAUUGGGUCACACGUUUUUACAAAUAAUAUUAUUCACAAUCAUUCUCCAGAAUGGCUGAAAUUAUUAUUACCAAAUGCUGUUGCUACGGUAGAUUCUACGUAUAUUUAUCUACAAAAGUCGUGCAAUUUCGAUAAUCAAAAGAAAAGCUAUUGUCAACAUAAAGCAAACAAUUUAGUAAAAAUGAUGGCUAUGAUGUUAUUAGAUGGAAAAUGGUUUGAUACUUAUGGUCCAUAUUACUCAGAUGGACACAAUAACGAUGAAUUAAUAUGGAAUACACUGAGUGACGAUAGUUUAGAAGAAUAUGAAAGCAAAGAUUUGCCUGUCCAAAGGCAACAGGUUCAUGCAACAUUCUCAAGAAAUGAUAUGUUUAUUGGCGACAGAGGUUUUGCUAGAUGUAAAGGAAAAUGGAAUUUAUAUACACCUGAUUCUAUAUGUAAAGGCGAAACACAGCUGACAACCGGCCUGCUACAGGACCAGAAGUCCAAUAACUGGGAUGAUUUUCUUCCAGCGGUGAUUUUUGCUUAUAACACGGGUCAACAUUUCUCAACAAAGUUUAGCCCCUUCCAGUUGCAAUAUGGACAGGUCCCUAAAUUACCACCAGAUCAAA
Molecule: messenger RNA, 727 nt
Organism: Didymodactylos carnosus
Lineage: Eukaryota; Metazoa; Rotifera; Eurotatoria; Philodinida; Philodinidae
Source: the annotation of a GenBank genome assembly